Messenger RNA from Asterias rubens (European starfish), 881 nucleotides. Its product is annotated as collagen alpha-1(X) chain-like. Lineage: Eukaryota; Metazoa; Echinodermata; Asteroidea; Forcipulatida; Asteriidae. Gene Ontology annotation, molecular function: protein binding. Bases 49 to 786 code for a protein of 245 amino acids. The transcript is spliced from 2 exons. The record is from RefSeq and is a predicted model, not a curated record.
ACCAUAUCACCAGUGACCCUUCUUCUUGGUAUUUUGCAAGUUCCGUUCAUGGUUGCUAAAACAGCAGUUUCACCUGAUCCGGAGAUGACGUGUAACUCCUGCUGCCAGGGCCCAGCCGGUAUACCUGGAAUUCCCGGGUCAAAUGGAAACCAUGGUCAAGGGCUUGUAGGGUCCCCUGGUGAGGCAGGUCAACCCGGGGCUAAAGGAGACAUGGGGUCAGAUGGACUGGUUGGUGAGCCAGGCGCUAAAGGGGAUCAUGGCCAAAAGGGAGAGCAAGGAGUCGGUCAACCAGGGAAACAAGGACCUCAAGGUCUGCAUGGGAUGAAUGGUUUGAAGGGGGAGAGAGGUGAACCUAGACCAGCUGGACAGACUGGUGAAGCAGGUGAAUGUAGUACGCGACGGUCCGCCUUCACUGCAGUGAGGAAUACCGCCUCCAGCCCUCCAUCCUCCUGGGAUCCUCUGCCCUUUGAAGAGUUAUUGUUUUCAGAGGAAGGGACUGAUUUCAAGUUGAAUAACGGCACGUUUACGUGUAAUGUGCCUGGGGUAUACGUAUUAAUGUUCUCAGUCUAUAAAUCAUCAGGUGAGUCCCUAUAUGUCCAGCUGAGGAAGAACGGUAACAGCAUUGUUUCAGGGGGUGUACACGAUGCAGAUAAUCAUCAAGUGAGCAGCAGUGCAGUGAUUCCUCUGCACUAUGGAGAUCAAGUUCACUUAGCUGUACUAGGUCAAGUAUAUAGUAACUCUAACCAUUACACGUCUUUUACUGGAUUCCUGCUGUACGAAAUCUAAAUCAAACAUAAAAACACACGGAAACGUUUAAAUGUUUUAGACAACGAUUUAAAUAAACUAAUAUGCAACUAUAUAGUUUUUUAAAAUAUAAUAAU